Triticum urartu is the source of this 5543-nucleotide messenger RNA. Lineage: Eukaryota; Viridiplantae; Streptophyta; Magnoliopsida; Poales; Poaceae. The record is from RefSeq and is a predicted model, not a curated record.
GCAAGUCAAAAUCAAUUGAGGCUGAACUGUGCACCUUCAGGAUUUAAAUGAACAAAUAUCUGUGACAUAAAGCUAGCCCACAAAAGAGAAUACCAAAAGACAACUUACAGUAAUGAAUUGUCACUCAACUAUGGACGUACAGACAGAAUACUAGAGGCAAACAGAGAAAAAUAGUGCACCAUGGAACAUGUCAAUUUUAUUACGACCUUGCUGACCUAAAGUUUUAGUACUCAAAUAUGGCGAUCUAGUCAGCAGUGGGAUAACCCUGUAUUACCUCUGAAGCAAGAGAAAGAAAUGGCAGGUUCUAUUGUGGACUCUGGUUAGGAAAAGCGAUCAGUAUAGGCAGCAGCAAUGCUGGCAUUAUGUCCGCAAAGGAGAGAAAAGCUGGUACCAGAGAAUUGGGGAUGGCUAGGAGUCCAAGUCAGAGAGAGAAUCAGCUAGCAGAUUUGGUAACAGCCAGCUCGGAUUAGGGAAGUUCUAAUCAUUCUGGUUGCAUUAGGAUGAUUAGAAUUCUAGUUGCAUUAGGUAAAGGGCAAGGGCAAGAUUGGAGAUUGCUUGAGAUGGCUCCGCUCCCACCUAGCUCCGCUCCCACCCUCUAGCCCCUCCAAGCCCCCGCUGCCUGCCGCCGACGCCCCCGCCGGCCGCCCGCCUCCCCCGCCCCCCUGCCAUGGAAUCACCUGGCACUGCCCCUGUUGACCGCCGGGCGACCCUCUCCGGCGAGCGCGUGUCCUCCGGUGACCGCUGGCUCAGCUCGGAGAGCGAGUCCUCGGCGCGCUCGUACAGGGACGUCGCCCUCACCCCGCCGGCGCCUACUACGUCGCCGGUACCUGAGGCCCCUGGCCGCGUCGCGCUAGUUGCCCGCGUGCCUGCCAGGCAACGGCUUGGACCCCGCUCGGAAGUCCACCGCGUCUCUGGCGGGGCUGUGCUCGACGCUGAUGGGUUCCAGCAGCCGCGACGCAGGAACCGACACCGCCGUCCGCGCCAGGACGGCACCCCCAGCUCCUCACCUCCCCGCCGCCGCAGCCCAUCGCCGGAGGAGGUUGCCGGGCUGUGUUUUCGCUGCCUCGACCACCGCCACCGGGUGAGGGACUGCACCAACGACGUCCGGUGCAGGCGCUGCCUCGCCUCUGGCCACGAAUCCCGCGACUGUGACAGCCGACGCCACGGCGACGCGCGGCCUCCCCGUGUCGCCCCAGGCAGGGACGGCCCGCCACCGGCGCCCACAGCGCGCCGCCGCACUCCCAGCCCCCCGGCGCCGCCUGCGCUUCCCCAGCUGGUCCAGGCUCCCCCGCCGCGGCCCGACAUACCCGUGCGUGUCAUCAUGGUGCAAUCCACGGAGAUGGAGGAGGCCGAGCGGGUCCUUGGCCGCGCAAUGGUGGCUUCCAUCACCGGCAACAGGCCGCAGGUGACCACGACCGAGGUGGCCGAGCUGCUCUACCGCUCCCUCGAGCUCUCCGAAGGCGAUUUCACCGUCCACGAGCAUCACCCCGAAGACUUCCUCAUCCUCUUCUCCUCCCUGGACACCAUGCGCCAGCUCAAUGGCAAGCAUUUCAUCAGCUCGCCACGCUUCGCGCUGUCGCUUCGGCCAUGGUGCAAGCUCGCGCAUGCCGGCGCCGGCGUGUUCGAAUACCGCGUCGAGCUCGAGCUCCGUGACAUUCCCGCCCAAGCCUGGCAUCUUUCCACCGCCGAGCACGUUCUUGGGGAGAGCUGCUGGAUCGAGAGGUUACACCCCCGCACGCGCUCUCGCGAGAACCUGGCCAUCUUUCGGCUUUCCGGCCGUGUGCACAACCCCGCCGACGUCCGCCGUGCCGCCAUUCUGGAGAUCGUCGAGCUCCUGCCGUCUCGUGUGCCCUCGGAGGCGCCGGUGGUCAGGACACUCACGUACCCCAUCUCCAUUGCGCUCGUACGUGCGGCUCCGCUUGGGGCGCCCACUCCCGGUGCCCAGGCCAACAACGACGACCCCGGCCGCGAUGGCGCCGGUAAUGGGCAUGGCCAGGGCCAGGGCUCCGGACCUGGUCGGGCGUGACGCCGUGGCCGGAAGCGUAGGCGGUCUAACACUGCGCCGGACGGCCGGGCCGACGGCAUGGCCAUGGACGCGUUCACCUGGCACGCCGGCGACCGCUCAGGGCGAGCCGACGGGACGAGCAUGGCGACCUCCUGGCCUCGGCCGGCCAGCGGCGGCGGCGGUGCCACCCGCCUUGCUGACGCGGGAUGGCAUGUUGUCAUGGCUGGGUCAGUCGGGCCCUGCUAAUUCUCGUCACCGAGCCAAAAGAGGAAAAGGAGGAAAAAGAAGGGCCCCGCAAGGGCAGGCUUUGGAGGCAGGCCUGACGCACGCGUCUGUCGAGCCCGCUGACGACGCCACGACAGUUGUGUCGAGGCCAGCUGGCGAACUCCCACUGGUCGCGGGUGCGCAGGAGAGCCCCGGAAUUUCAAACACCGGCUCUCCCCAUGAUCACGAGGACGAUCCCGCCGGCCCACCCCUGCCGCUGCUGAUCCGACGCCGUGUCGGGACCUUGCCCUUUUGAGCCAGGUCCCAGACUCGCAGCCUGUGGCGCCAGUUGGCUCAGGAGAGCCAGGAUCGCCUGCCGCCUUGUCGGGGCAAAGUGGCAUCUCACCCGCUCCUGCCGCCCGGGCGGGCCCAGUAAUCUCCGCUGAACAGUCACCGCAGCCCCACGAUCACACCACGGCGAUUUCGGCGGGAAGAGACGCCCUCGUUGCCGCCUCCAUUGCCAUCGUGCCGGCGCCCGCGCCCCCCUCUGAAGUUGCCCCCCCCUCCUCCCACAACUGUCGAUGGGCCAAAUGAGGCUGGGCCGCCAACAGCCGAGACCGCAACUCCUGCGCCGACGCCCCCAGUGGCCGCUGUUGGGCCCCCAGUCACCAGAUCACCGAUGCCCACUGCCCAGAGCCCAAUCUCCAUCCUACAGCGGCCUCAUGGCCACUCUGUGCUCGCGCCCACCCCUGAUCGCCGCCCGCCUGUCGCCGGCCCCCGUUCGCCUGCGUCUGGUCGGUUUGCCUCGCCACCAAUCACUAUGCGGCGAUCGCGCUGCCAUGCUACUUCGCAGCAGGCAUGGACGCUUGGCGAGUUUCUGGCCGCGGCCAUGAAGCACAUCAGUGCAUCGCUGCCGACACCUGGGAAGCGGCCACGUCGGCCCCUCAACUUCGCCCCACGACGAGGCCGUUCCGCGGCGGCUGCUGCCACGCCUGCAGCGGCGCCACCGACGGCAGAACGGAGGGCCCAUGUGCAGAUUCUGCGCACACUUGGGAUUGUGGGCACCAACCAGAAGAUCUCGCCCAUUGAGAUGAAAGCAUACGACGACAUGUUCGCGGCGCCGAUUCCACUGUCUGUGCUCAAGGCCAUCGCUGCCCUGGUUGAUCGAGAUCCCAGCGUGCUUCUCCCCUCCUCCCACGCGCGAGGCCACUGCCGGCGACUGCUAAGUCUGCCAGCACACCCACGAAGGACUCCACACCACCAGCGCUUCGCAAGGCGCUGAAAUCCGUGGCGCUUUUGGUGCCGUGGAUGAUCUGGAAACAUAGGAACGCGUGCGUUUGUGACCAUGUGAGCCCUUCGCUCAAUGAGCUUGUCGACCGGAUCAAGGACGAGGCCCGAUGUUGGGCAAAGGCCGGGGCUCAAGGGCUCAGGGUCGUUUUGCCAUCAUCAUGGGAUGUCCACUGAUCAUCUGGCAACUGUGUAAACCUGCCUCCUAGGAGGAUGUAAAUUCCCUAUCUUUCCAAUGCAAUGAAACGCAAAGGCCAUUUGCGUUUUCUCGAAAAAAGGUCAAGGGCAAAACAUCCCAUAUAUAAGGAUGUAUUGUAUCUCAGAUUAGGAAGCAAGAACAAUCAAUCUUUCUCUCCAAUUAUUCUCUCCAAACACCUUCAAGUUAUCUUCAGCAUGGUAGUACUUACAUUCUGGAUCAAAGUUUACAGCAGGUUCUGAUACAUGAAAAUACACAUGUCAUAGCUAAAGUGCUGAAUAGAUUUCGUACUAGGGCUAGGGAGAAGCUCUCAGCCCUGGAAGCAAAGAUAGAAGAGUUAUUUUUCAAAUUCUAGCUUGCAUUAUUCCUCAUGGAGGGUCCUCUUUAGGCAGAGGCCUAACAAUCCAAUCUAAGAGGUCACAGAUCUUAUCCCUAAUUGGCUUUCGCAAGCUAAAGGAUAUCUUCUUCUUCUUUAUUUAAAGGAUAGACUAUCUAAGAUAGCGGUUGGGAACCUCUUGCCAUAAUUGGUAGCUGCCAUGGUAGGGGCAUGUAUUCCGAUACAUAACAGCUAGGUAGCAGGGAAAUCAUGCAUAUACUUUUUCUUUAGAUCAGAAAUUCAAAAUUAUACUUUUGUGUAUCAUACAGAUUAAUAUUUCAUUACUAUUACUUUACUAGGCAUAGGUCAAACCUUUUAACACCUAAUAUUUUGACAGGUUAGUGUUGCUUCAUCAGCAAUCACUCUAGAAUUAAAAAUGUAGACGGGUAGGGCAGUGGCGUAGCUAGGGGGUGGCCUUACUUUACUAGGCAUAGGUCAAACCUUUUAACACCUAAUAUUUUGACAGGUUAGUGUUGCUUCAUCAGCAAUCACUCUAGAAUUAAAAAUGUAGACGGGUAGGGCAGUGGCGUAGCUAGGGGGUGGCCUUACUUUACUAGGCAUAGGUCAAACCUUUUAACACCUAAUAUUUUGACAGGUUAGUGUUGCUUCAUCAGCAAUCACUCUAGAAUUAAAAAUGUAGACGGGUAGGGCAGUGGCGUAGCUAGGGGGUGGCCUUACUUUACUAGGCAUAGGUCAAACCUUUUAACACCUAAUAUUUUGACAGGUUAGUGUUGCUUCAUCAGCAAUCACUCUAGAAUUAAAAAUGUAGACGGGUAGGGCAGUGGCGUAGCUAGGGGGUGGCCAGGGUGGUCCAUGGACCACCCUGGAAUUCCCCCAUAGCUUAUGUAUAGUGUAGUAAAAAACAUUUCGUUUAAAAUAAAACAAAACUUGUGUAAAUAUUUCUAUUACCGGACCACCCUGACAAAUCGGGCUGGCUACGCCACUGGGGUAGGGGUCUAAAAUUCUACUUAACUAGAUGAUACCCCUCGUGUUGCCAUGGAAUUGGAUAUAUAGUUUCUAAAUACUCUGUAGAAUACUAACUCAGUCCUUACGAUUCAAACAAUGUGAUAGAUUUCGGCAUAAACAAAAAAUAUUAACAUGAAAAGUUGUGCAUGUCACAAUUAAAUGCAAUGUGAUUUAAAACCUACUUAGAAUGCACUUAUGCAUGUUUCAUGGUAGAGGAUUCUCAUGCGUAGAUCAGACAGAUGCUAGUGGAUCAAGCUAGUAAAUCUAUCGGCCACAACAAUUUUGAUUAUGUUGAAACAUGCAAGUUGAGAUAAUUAGAAUUAAUGGGGAUCACUCUCUUAGGUAUAUACAUGAUAGGAUUAGCUAUAGAACCUUCAUAUUGACAUCUAUUCAACUACUAGAGAAAAAAAAAAGUCCGUCCCGGGGGGUAACGGUUAGGUCUUUCCCUGGGGAUUUGUUUGGCGACCCGAGGGGAGCCCGCCGUCCUGAUUCCGUGCGCCCCCCCCCCC